Molecule: messenger RNA, 452 nt
Organism: Camelina sativa (false flax)
Lineage: Eukaryota; Viridiplantae; Streptophyta; Magnoliopsida; Brassicales; Brassicaceae
Source: RefSeq, a predicted model, not a curated record
AGAUUCAAAUCUAUAUAUCUCCUAAAAUUAUCACAAGAAAAAUGAACCGUCUACUCUUUAUACUCUCGGUUCUUAUAGGCCUAUCAUGCAUUGGCUUAAGCAACAUGUUGGUGUCAGGAAAAGACAUAGUCGUGGUAAGCAAUCAACUAAAACACAACAAAUUCCUCAAAGUUCAUUGUCGCUCAAAAAACGACAAUCUUGGAGUACAUUAUUUUUUUAUCGGCGAGUCCUACAAUUUCACUUUUCAUGAUAACUUAUGGGGAUCGACUCUUUUCUGGUGUGACCUGUAUCAAGGUCCCCAUUUUAAGCACCACCAGCCUAUUUUGGCGUAUGAGUAUUUGAGGAAGGAAUAUGAUAUCACCUCAAAUAAGUGGGUAGCUAAAGAAAAUGGGAUUUAUCUUUCUCAAGAUGGAAAGGAUGCCGUCUUCAAAUAUGAAUGGGAUGGUCCUUAA